AUGGCGUUGAGAAAGGGCAAGAACGCAGCGAAGGGAGCGAAGAAAAGAGAUGGACUGGACUAUGACCUGGGAGAAGACGUGACCCACGCAACUGCAGAGAAGUGUCUUGACCAACAGGAGGUGCUGUCUGAGGCUGAGCUGAAGGAGGAGAUCACCAGGGUCCUUACGGCCAACAACCCUCACGCCCCAGACAACAUAAUCAGAUACAGCUACAAGGAGCACGCCUUCAAACUGGUCUCUGUGGAUCACCUCGCUGUUCACUUUGUCCUGGACGGAGGUCUGCUGCACCAGGACUCCGACGAGGCCAGGAGACUGAGAGCCAAGCAGGGACAGGCCGCAAUGGAGACGGUGGAGAUGGAGACGGAAACCCACGAGUCAUUACAAACUCCGGUGUCUCAGGCUGAGGACGGGGAUGAUCCCACGGACGAGGACAGACCAGACAGCGCCACCUCCAGGCCGGACAAGAAAGAACCCAAACUCACUAACCAGUUCAACUUCAGCGAGAGGGCGUCGCAGAGCCUCAACAACCCGCUGAAGGAGAGAGGCACUCAGACCGAGCCUCCUCCUCGCAUUAACUUCUCCGACACCACCAACCAGUGGGUGAUCUAUGAUGCGUACGUGAAAGAUCUGCAGAAACAAGACCGCAACAAACUGAAAUCGGCAAAGGAGGACGACCGAGCGACCGCCAAGCUAAGCACUGAGACUAGCAUGGACGGAGUGAACUGUACCUUGAAGAUCCUGGAGCGGAUGGUGAACCAAAACAUGUUCGACCCGGUUCUCCAGGAUUUCAAAUACUACGAAGACACCGCGGAUGAGACUCGCCAUGUGGGGACUCUGCUGCCGCUCUGGAAGUUUCAGUUCGAGAAGUCCAAGAAACUGAGUGUGACCGCCCUCUGCUGGAACCAGAAGUACCCCGACAUGUUCGCGGUGGGACUGGGAUCGUACAACUUUGCCCGUCAGUCCCGUGGUCUGCUCUUGUUCUACUCUCUGAAGAACCCCUCGUACCCAGAAUUCUUCUUCCACACAUGGUCAGGGGUGCUGUGUGUGGACAUCCAUGAGGAGCGCCCUCACCUGGCGGCAGUAGGACUGUACGACGGCUCAGUGUGCGUGUUCAACCUGAAGGAGGUGAGCAGAGACCCACAAUACAGAAGCAACGCCAAGACCGGCAAGCACACAGACCCGGUGUGGCAGGUCCGCUGGCAGCACGACGACAUGGACAACAACCAUAACUUCUUCUCGGUCUCCUCUGACGGACGCGUGGUCUGCUGGACUCUGGUGAAGAACGAGCUGCUGCACACCGACAUAAUCCGCCUCAGCGUCAGCGAGGAGGGCUCUGUCAACGCCUCGCUCACCUCCUUCGACUUCCACAAAACCAUCGACUUCCUGUUCCUGGUGGGCAGCGAGACGGGGAAGAUCUACAAGUGCUCCAAGUCGUACUCCGGACACUUCCUGCACACGUACGACGCUCACUUCUUGACGGUGGAUUCUGUGAAGUGGAACACGUUUCAUCCCAACGUCUUCAUGUCGUGCAGCUCAGAUUGGACCGUGAAGAUCUGGGACCACACCCUGAGCGCCGCCAUGUUUAUGUUUGACUUGCGCUCCGCCGUGGGGGACGUGUCCUGGGCGCCGUACUCCUCCACCACCUUCUCGGCCGUGACCACAGACGGCGUGGCCCACAUCUUCGACCUGUCGCUGGACAAACACCACCCCCUGUGCCAGCAGCAGCUGACCCACCGCCGCCUCACCCACGUCCAGUUCAACCCUGUCCAUCCUGUGCUCAUCAUCGGAGACGACAAAGGACAAGUCUCCAGCUUCAAACUGUCUCCAAACCUCCGCAAACAGCCCAAGGUCAAGAAGCACCAGGAGCAGCCCAAAGGCCCCGAGGCCGAGGUGGCAAAGAUGGAGCGACUGCUGAGUCUGCUGAGGGAGCCGGACCCAGAGCAGGACGCCAAAACACCGGCUAAUGCGCAAGCUAACACCGGCUAA
Messenger RNA from Knipowitschia caucasica, 1986 nucleotides. Lineage: Eukaryota; Metazoa; Chordata; Actinopteri; Gobiiformes; Gobiidae. The record is from the annotation of a GenBank genome assembly.